Molecule: messenger RNA, 2839 nt
Organism: Pristis pectinata (smalltooth sawfish)
Lineage: Eukaryota; Metazoa; Chordata; Chondrichthyes; Rhinopristiformes; Pristidae
Gene: ubap1
Product: ubiquitin associated protein 1
Exons: 8
Coding region: 198-1748 (516 amino acids)
Biological process (GO): ubiquitin-dependent protein catabolic process via the multivesicular body sorting pathway
Cellular component (GO): ESCRT I complex
Molecular function (GO): ubiquitin binding
Source: RefSeq, a predicted model, not a curated record
AGGUUAAGACAAGGUACAAGCAGAGAUGGUUUGCAGACAGAGAGUAGUCACCCCUGAUGGAUGAGCUCAAGUCUGCACGCCUCAACAGUGCGCACGCCUGGAGCGGCGCCGGGUGACGUAACUGAGCGGGGCGGCGAUUGGAGCUGGGCGCCGCUCACGUGACGUGCGCGAUGACGUCAAUCGCCAGCGGAUUCUAAAUGGCCUCUAGGAAAUCAGGAUCAGAUUUUCAGAACUCUGGAGCAGGCUUUAGUUAUUUGGAUGAUGUCGCAUUUAAGAUUGGUGAUAAAUUCAAGAUUCCAACCAAAGUGGGAUUUCCUGUUGGACUUUGUGUAUCAGACUACUCUACACGACUUAGAGAGUUGCAUUACGAUUUCUCUUUAGAGAAGCGAACAAUAAAAUGGGCUGAAGAGAUAAAACAAAUUAAAGCUGCACAAAAAGCAGCAAGUUUAAGUAGGGAAGCUACUUCAAUGACUGCUGAAACUGAGGUAUUCAUGGGGAGAAAAAGUGGAAUCCAAUCCACUGAUGGACCACAUUCUUCAACAUUUCCACUGGAUUUUAAUCCCUUAUUUGCUGGUUUAAGGCACAGCAAGAUUCUAACUCCAUUGCCAGCUAACAGCAAUACAGUGAAGCAAAAAGAUCCCAGUCCCCCCUACACAACUAAAUUCAAUCUUGCAGACUUUGAAAGUGAAGAAGAUCCUUUUGAUAAACUGGAAUUGAAAACACUCAAUGAUAAAGAAGAACUCAAAAAUAUUCUUGCAGUUCAGGCAAGUUCACGACCGAUGAUCAUUCCACAAUUGAAUAAUGGCCUGAACGUGCAGAUUGUGAGAUCCACAGAUGCAUUACCAAGCCCAGAAGUGCAGGCCUCAACAGAGGAGGCUACCUCAGAUUUCAAAUCUCUUCAUAAGCCAAAUGGCCUCAUAAAUUUGCCACAGUUGGAGAGCUGUGAAAAAGUGCCCUUUUCUGCCAAAGUAUCUCUCCCACCUGCUUCAUCUGUCAGCAAUAUCAAAUCUCUGUCCUUUCCUAAACUGGAUUCUGAUGAGAGUGAGCAGAAGACUGCUAAGCUUGCUGGCACUUUCCACAGCACAAGUCUACCCAAUGGCACUUUGUUUAGUUCAGUAAAGAACUGUGAGCAGUACAAAGGUAGUGGUUUGAAUGGACAUAACCUCCCUGUUGUAUCCAUGCGUUCCUCAUCAAGUUUUGACCUCGGGAUCGAUAACAACAUAGCAGCGUCGUCUUCCAAGUGCGAGAUUCCGCCAGUUAUCUCAACAACUGGAACAGAGCAAUCCUCUCAAAAUGUAGCAAAAAUGGUUAAUUCUCAAAACCAUCCUGCUACAGAAUUUUUCACCACAAUUAUUGGAGAUGCAUCAAAGAGAUUGGAGUGUCUUGAUCCACUUCAAGCAUUAACUCCAAGUGAGAGGCAGUGUGCAGAAACUAUAGUUAGCAUGGGAUACUCCUGUGAGAAUGUAAUAAAAGCCAUGCAGAAAAGAGGAGAAAACCUAGAACAAGUGCUUGAUUACUUGUUCAUUCAUGGACGACUCUGUGAGCGAGGCUUUGAACCGACACUCGUAGAGGAAGGCCUAGAAAUCAAUCAGUGUUCAGAGCCAAAGACCCUGGAGUUUCUUCACCUCAUGUCUAAAUUCAGAGAAAUGGGCUUUGAGCAGGGCGUUAUUAAAGAAGUUCUUGUUGUUCACAAAAAUGACCAGGAGAAAGCUCUGGAAGACUUAAUGACCCGUGCAGGAGCCAGCUGAAAACAUCUCUUCUAUCUCAACUUGAUUGAGGGUGUAGAGAGGGAAGAAAUUCAUCCCGCAUAUGAUUCAUUUUCCAGCUCUGUUUAUACACAUGGCUGUGUAUUUCUUUAUUUUUAUUUGGAAGGGGUGGGUUGGGGAUGGGGAGUAAACUCUGCUUUAUAAGGAAGUCUAAGUUGAAGGCAUAAGUCCAUGAUGUCUGUGGUAGCACUCUUAAUAUUUUUACAGUUUACCCAGAUCAAAGGAACCUGAAAUAAUAUGGCUGAAGUAUUUUCACUCAUCUUUCUCAACAUAAGAGAUCAAUAUAUUCAAUGUUAAGUUUUUCUGAGCUCUCCACCCCAUCCCUGUUCCCCUUCCAACAACAAUACUAAAAAAAAAUGUGCAUCUGCCAUUCUUGCAGUGGACUUUGGUUUGGUUUGUGGAAAAGCUGGAUAAUAAUUUUCCAAGGUUAAAGCUGCUUUUUUUGUCCUCUAUCAAAGGAUACAUUUACUGGACUGUAGGCUAUUUUAAAGUUGUUUAUGAUUAAGUACCCUAUAGUGCAAUAGGAAUUAUUAGACUGGGACUAGUCUGUCAUCUGUCACUGGCUGGGUGUAAUGUUACCACCUAUGCAUUAUGUUUGAAAAACAAUAAAUGGGCAGAGAGAGCAAAACUCUAAUUCUCAACAGACAAACAAAAAGAAAUAAGCAAACCCAGCACUGAUUUGCGCUCCAUCCCUGUGUGGGUCGAUUUCAUAUAGAUUCCCUUAUAGGAAAUCUAUUCAUAGACUCUUAAAAGAAUUGCAGUGUGAGGUAAAAUUUACAUCUACUUAAGCACUUUCUUUAAAUUGUCUUGUUGCCGCUGCACUUGUUUCAUUUACACUGUUGUCAAAUGUUACAUUAUGUCUUCCUCACUGCUGUAGUUCUGGAGUGUUUCUUUACUAUUAAUCUUCAUUAUUAACAGCAACAGAUUAUUUUUCUUUUCAUAUUAGAACAGAAAUUGCAUUGUUCUGUAUUGUAACAUUUCACAAAACUUCAAACAUCGAAGCAUUUCUGAAUCUUAAAUGCUAAAAAGUUUGAUUCUGCAAAAACAGGUACUAAUAAAACUUCAAAAAUGUG